Molecule: messenger RNA, 1652 nt
Organism: Rubroshorea leprosula
Lineage: Eukaryota; Viridiplantae; Streptophyta; Magnoliopsida; Malvales; Dipterocarpaceae
Source: the annotation of a GenBank genome assembly
CCACCAGCCUUUUUUUUUUUCAAUUACUCACCAACACCAAGACACUUCCCAAAUCACAUAGUAUAAUCAAAAAAAGACCAGAAAUAAACAAAAAAAAAAGAAAGAAGAAUUAAGAAUACCCAUUUGGAAAUUUGGGUUUUGGAAAUAGAAGUUCUCUGGAGGGGAGGUUUCUGAUAUGGAUUUUUUGUUACGAUUGGGGUUUGGGAGAGGUUUAGAGGAGGAACAAUGGCAGGUUUUUUCUCACUAGGAGGGAGUAGCCAAGAAGAGCAACAAAACAACCCACCAACGGAAAUCCCACCGGAGAGUUGGCAGUAUUGGUACAAAAAUGACGAAAUUACAUACAAGGGAUUUGAAGCAUCGCAGCAGCAGCAGCAGCAGGAAGUCAUUCAGCGCACUGCAGAACAACAGCAAGAUCUUUAUUCAUCAGCAGCUGGACUAGGAGUGGGGCCCAGCUGGAGCUCAAUAAACAUGUCGGAUGAUUCCUCGUCGAGAUCGGGUUUUAUGAUGAUGAGGAGCGGAGGAGGAGCAGGAGCAGGAGGAGGAGGAGGAGGAGGCAUGAGCUGCCAGGACUGCGGCAACCAAGCUAAGAAAGAUUGUCUCCACAUGCGUUGCCGGAGUUGCUGCAAAAGCCGAGGGUUAGACUGCCCCACCCAUAUUAAAAGCACUUGGGUUCCUGCAGCCAAGCGGCGCGAGAGACAACAGCAACUCGCUGCUUUGCAGCAGCAACAACAGCAGCCCAAAAGACAGCGAGAGAAUCCCACCACAUCUUUUCUUGCCUGCACUCACUUACCCUCGUCAGAAGUUGGGAAUUUUCCAGCAGAAGUGAGUUCUUCGGCCGUGUUUCGGGGCGUAAGGGUGAGCGGCAUUGAUGAUGCUGACGACAUGUACGCGUAUCAGACGGCGGUGAACAUAGGAGGGCAUGUAUUCAAGGGAAUACUCUACGAUCAUGGUCCGGAUGGGAGUUACAGCAUGGGUGGCGGUGAGAGUUCUUCUGGUGGAGUUCAGCCUCUGGACCUUAUUACAGCUGGCCCCACCACCACAGACACCGUGACAUUGGCAGCUGCGGCUCCUGGUGGCGGCGGCGUUACAGUUGCUUCCUCUUCACCAACCGUGGCGUUUCUAGACCCUUCUGCUCUAUACGCAACCCCACUCAAUACUUUCAUGGCUGGUACGCAGUUCUUCCCCAACCCAAGACCUUGAAAAAUGAGAAAAACACCACAUUUUCUUCUUCUCUUUGUUUCCUUUGUCUAUUUCAAUUGAUAUUUGAGGUUCCUCUUCAUUUGAUACCCACCAUUGAAGUGGUUGUCAAAAGGGAGAUGCUUAUUUUUGUUAUGCAAAUUUUAAUAUAAUCUUCAUCUUCCUCUUCUUCUUCUUCUUCUUCUUCUUCUGUAGACACCCGUGAUUAAUAGAAAAUUGUCCUUUAAUAUCAAGGUUUUUCUAUUUUUUUAUUGUAUUAAACUACAAAACAAAACAGUAAAUAUGGAACAAAAGAGCACAAUCCUAUUAUCAAUUGUUUACAGGAAUUCGCAUAUUCGAAAGAAGAAAUCAAGAAGAUUUGGAUAUUGAAUUCUUGGAAUUGGAUUUGUAAAGCUUGUUAUACCCCUCAAGCUCUUCGUAAUACAAAUCCCACACGCAUCGAACGCAUCCGUUCC